ACACGUUAGAUAAACGUCAGGAAUAACAUUCUGUUUUUUGUUACACAAGUAGAAGCAUAUCUGUUUUCAUUGACGGGCGUUAAUUUGUUGGAAGUCGUCGUCGAAGUCCAACUCGCCAAUUAGCCAACCGGGAAAAAGGAAACUUCAUGGAGCUCAGUUUUCUGUUUUCGUUUUGAAAAAUAAUUAAUUUCUUCGGUGAUAUUAUUGUGGAUUCAAACAAAUUUCUUAUCGUUUGAAUCAUCGGUCUACUCAAGUAGAAUCAAGUUAAUGUCAAAUGACGUUUUACAAGGAACUCGAGGUGAACUCAGUAAGGGCGGACUAAGGGCUUGCCUUGGCCGACCUGCAGACUCAAUCUCGUCUUUUGGGUGAAGGGAGUUCAUGGCGGACCUCGUCGGGGGAGCUGCUGUUGGUGCAGUAUUUGGUGAAUUACUGAAGGCAAUAAUUAGCGAGGCAAAUCACGCUUCGCAUUUCAAAUCCAGUUUCAAGCGCCUGAAAUCCACGCUUACGGGAAUAAACCCAAUCGUAGACAAGAUAGCAUCAAUGAACCAACAGUUGGAUCGCCCAGAAGAUCUCAAAAUUUUGAUUGACAGUAUGAGGGAAGGAGAAAAACUGAUUAGUAAAUGUUCAGAAGUUCGCCGUUAUGAUUUUUACAAGAAGGUUCGUUAUUCGAGGAAGCUUGACAAGUUAGAUCGGAUGAUCAGUAAGUUCUUCCACCUCGAUCUGCAGCUGCAGCAAGCCAGAGAUCAGAAGGAGAUUCUUUUGGAGGUCAAAGAUAUGCGUAUGGAGAUUAGGAGAUUAAAUUUGAAGGACAACAAUGGUGGUGGUUUCUGUGAGAUGGAGUUCACAGGGUUAUGCCCUGCUCCCGCACCUUCCGAUUUUACUAUUGGAUUGGAUGUGCCAUUGAAGGAAUUGAAGAUGGAGCUGUUUGAGGGUGGGAAAUCAGUGAUCGUUGUGUCUGCUCCAGGAGGUUGUGGGAAGACAACAUUGGUUAAAAAGCUUUGCCAAGAUGAUGAAAUUAAAGACUCUAAAUUCUUCCCUGUGGCUAGUAAGUUGAAGAUUUUUUCAUAUAUGAAAACUCUUCAUGGUGGGUAUGUGACCCUCCUAGGUGAUACCAACCAUGUAGAGCAAUAG
Molecule: messenger RNA, 1131 nt
Organism: Carica papaya (papaya)
Lineage: Eukaryota; Viridiplantae; Streptophyta; Magnoliopsida; Brassicales; Caricaceae
Source: RefSeq, a predicted model, not a curated record